This is a messenger RNA of Lytechinus pictus (painted urchin), 3164 nucleotides long. RefSeq names its product abscission/NoCut checkpoint regulator-like. Gene Ontology annotation, cellular component: cleavage furrow; centrosome; midbody. NCBI's taxonomy places the organism in Eukaryota, Metazoa, Echinodermata, Echinoidea, Temnopleuroida, Toxopneustidae. Gene Ontology annotation, biological process: mitotic cytokinesis checkpoint signaling; abscission. The record is from RefSeq and is a predicted model, not a curated record. Gene Ontology annotation, molecular function: metal ion binding; phosphatidylinositol-3-phosphate binding. The transcript is spliced from 11 exons. The coding region runs from base 192 to 1658 and encodes 488 amino acids.
AUAUAAGAUGGAUUUUUUUUUUUUUUAACGCGCAAAAUGUACUUACAAAAUUUCAGAUGGAGUUUUUUUAAUCAGAAAAGUAUUUUUAGAAAUCGUCACCCAAUCACUGAUGUGCACAAUUCGCAAGUUCAUCAAAUAGUGAUCCACAAACACUCACGGAUGCUAGAUGACUGUUCGCAAAAGUGACGAGGAUGCGAUGGAGAUUGGUGAUUGGUGAAGCUGAUAUAGCAUGCAGAAAACGCUACUUCAUUUCUAUCGUACGGGGAACCAUGGACGGACACUGUUUCGGCUGCGCUUCAAAGUUUGGAUUUUUCACCAGAGAGCAUUCUUGCCAUAAGUGUGGUCAUGCAUAUUGUAAAACCUGCCUUCCUCACAAGACCUCACUUCCAGGAAAGGAUCCCAAAAAGCAACAAAAUGUUUGUAAUGACUGCUUCAAACUCCUACAACAAACCAAGCCAGACAUGCAUAGGGACAACUUGAGGAAUGAAGGCAGAUACUCGCCUCCGGAGAACUUUAAAAAGAGAGUUGCUGCUCUUCACGAGAAAGAGCAAGGAAAGCAGCCCUCAUCAAGACAGCCAGGACCAUCACAAUCUUCAUCAGAUGCUUCAUCAGCUAAUCAAGCAGCAAAGUAUAAAGAUCUAGCACCAGCAGACAGAGACAUUGCUAUGAGGUUGGACAAGCUUAAGGAGGACCGAAAGAAAAGAGAGAAACCUGUGCUAACUCAAAGUGAGAUUGAGGAAAGGCUUCGCAAUCUCCAGGGACAUCAACCAUCUUCUGAAACAAAUCAAAACGCAGUUUUACCGAGAUCAAAUAAAACAGUGAAUGAGCAGUUCGAUGAUCUUCUAGAUCAGAUGACAGAUGAAGUGGCUUUAGAUGCAAGAUUAGAAGGCAAUGAUGCUACUACUUACGAUCCAGCUGCAGCCAAACGAGCCCCCACAUGCUCAGGACCAGGACAAAACACUGAUCCACUCUUGCCUGAUGAAGAUGAGAUGAAACAACUCACAGAAGAUGCCAAGAAAUUAUUAGGAGAGUCUUCAAGCAACACAGAACAGCCUUCCAGGGGUACCAACCCUCAACCACCAGGAGGCCCUGAUGGGGGUGAGGAUGAGAGUAAUGCAAGGAAACUGGCAGAGGAGGCAAACAAGCUGAUGGAGGCAGCAAGGGCUGAGCUCCAUCUGGAGGAGGAGGCCACCAAGAGAGGAGCCGAGAGGGAUGCAGAGAUUGCAGGGAGACUGGCUCAUCUCAAGGGUGCACAGUCAGGAGAAAAUACAGGGAAUCUUCACCUUGAUGGAGAUAGUGAUGAAGAUGAAGAAAAAGCUUCCCAGAGACUCAUUCAACAGAUAUUGGAGGAAGAUAAGUUGGAUGACAGAGUAGCUGCUGAUGGGUUCCAAGUACCAACAGAGAAAGUACAUCCUAAACCAACAAGCAACACAAAUAUUUCUGAGAACCCUCCACUAGAACAACACAAGCAUGACCCUCCAGGACCCCAGACAAACCCUGAUGAGCUGCCGUGGUGUUGCAUCUGUAAUGAAGAUGCUAUUGUGAGAUGUGUGGAUUGUGAUAAUGAUCUCUACUGUAAAAGAUGCUUCAGAGAAGGACACAGAGACUAUGGAAUUGAGAGUCACAAGGUUAAACCAUACAAGCCUCCCAAUAAAUGAACACCAUGACUAAGGACUGUCAACAAGGAUCAAUUAUCAUAUACAAGGUACUGAUGUAACUGCUUGAUGCAGAAAUUAUUUCAAGGUAUUAUUGAUAAUCAGACUUUCAGAUGUGAUGCUGGUAAUUUAAAUUUGGUGAUGACAGCUGUCAUGACAGAUGAUGACAGAUGUCACUACAUGUUAAUAUAAUGUGAUUCAUGAUACCUCUGUAAGCUCACAUUGGAGGCUUCGCAGCCUUAUUCAUGCUCUUCAACUCCAAGGAUAUAAAGGCUAUGGAAUUGAGCGCUACUGGUUCAAACCAUACAAGGGUCACAAUAAAUGAACAACAUAUCAAUAAAGUAGCAUCAACAGGAAUGCAUUAUCAUUUACAAAGCACUGAUACAGCUACUUGGUGUCAACACUCAACACUAACGUCAACACCAACAUCACACCUCAAAUCAGUCAUUGUUGUAUGCAAUAUUGUAUUUAUAUGAAUAAAGAUAAGAAGAUGGGAAUGAUUGAUAUGGUUUCUCUGUAUCUUGUUCAAGCUGUGCAAUAACCUUUUAAGAUGAAAAUACAAAUAAAUCAGGCAAGAGAAUGUAUUACAAUAAUACUAAAAGUAUCAAAGUAUCAUCUUUUCAAGAUUUUAGUAAAGAUUUAUAUCACAUGUGUAUUUCAUCCAUAAUUCACUUCAGUGGGAGCAAAUGUUCAAUAGAAAAGGGAAUCCAAAUGAUGAGUUAAGGGGGGGGGGUGAAAUUUGCAAAAACAAGUUUGGAUACCGUGUUAGUAAUUACCACUAUUAUUUGAAAAAUUGUUGUUCAUAUUUCAAAAAUGUAGUACCUUCUGUCAAAAUCCAAAACAGAUUUACACAAUUAAAGUAAAACAAAAAAGCAAAUAGAAAUAAUCAUUGUACAUGAACCAUUUUCAUCAAAAUGUCAAUCAGGCAGUUAUUGAAUUACGAUUCUACUAAUUGUUGGAGUACAUGCGGAAAUUGUUGAUUCUAAAAGAAUGUUAUGGUUGGCUAAUACAUUAAAAACAUAGUGAGUUUUUAUAUUAUUUUUCAUUUGGGUAGUAUUAGGGAGAUAAUUUCUCUUCAGACUGGCAGGUAAUUAUGAUAUAUGGCUUUUAUAUAGUACUUAUCACAUUGGAAUGUCAUCUCUCAAUGAGUAACAUAUGUGUUUUGUCUUGCUUGCCCACAUGAAUAUGCAAUCUCAAUUUCCUAGUGAGUAUUCAAGCAAUUGCAGUCAGGUUGCUCAAAUUUGCUAAGCUAACAAAAUUUGUGUUUACAUGUACAUCCUAAACACCUGGGUGGAGAGUGGCAAAGUUAUAUAUUGAUGCCCUGCAAAAGGACACGACCCAAAGCCAGAGUGAGAACCUCUACACCACAAAGCUGCUAAAUAAGCUAUUUCUCCCAGGACAUUACCAGGUCAGCGUUUGGGGCUUGGGUAAAGUUUUCCCCAAAAUAACUCUCUAUAUUUUACAAGCAACUCCUUAGAAGUUACCCAGAACUUUUUCUUUCAUUGCAAA